AUGAACUACAGCAAGCCAACCAUACAAAGCCCGCCCGGGGCAUCCUCGAACCAUCCCAACCAGAAGGACGAGUGGGAAGACUGGGACGAGGAAGGAGAGGAUACGCACGAGGAGGGAGAAGAUGGGAAUGGAUUCCUCAUUCAGAUUUCGGACGAAACAGGACAGGUACCAACCAGAUCGACCACCACCCAGAAUGGUACGCGCAAUGCUUCACGCCACUCGGUCCAAAGACCAGUUCGCCUCAAGUCUAAAGGCAGACAAAAGGCCCAGAAUGCGAAAGCCGGCAUCAAACUCGUAACAGACAUGUCGACAUUUCGACGUCCGGUCAAGUUUGUUGACCCCACUGCUCUUCAUGCUUUAGAAGGGUCGCCUUCUUCUGCCUCGAUAGGCAGUUUCUCGUGGCUGAAGCGAAAGCCAGGGAAUGCUGGCAGCUCUAGACUUGGCGAUGAACUUACGAGGGGCACGUCCGCGGACCUUUCUCCAGCGGCUCGACCAAUCGUUAUCGGAAUUGCAGUACCUUCCGACAACCUAUCGGAGCAUCAGGUCAGUCCACAAACGGCAAUUAUUGAGACUCCAAUAGACAUGCGCAAAUACCCCCAAAAAACUAUUACAACUACAACUACGGGGAAUGCUACAUAUCUCACGUCGCAACAGCAGCGCUCUGUUUGGUCUCCAGACACAGAAGCAAGCGAAUCACCCCAUCAGGCCUCUAGAGCUGCAUCGAGUGUUUAUUCGCAACCGAGCUUUUAUGGUGGCCCUGUACCGAGCACCGAUGUGCCUCCUGUGCCUGCACUACCGGCGAACUUGAAGCCUAAACCAGCACAGGGCACAUGGCUUGACGAUCCAGAUGAUGACGAUUCUAUUGGAACUCCAUGCACUCUUUUUGAGGAAGAUGGAAGCCCCUUGGCAACUCGCAAGUCAUUGAAACCUAAAGCAGUGACAGUAAGCCCUGGGAGCGCUGGUAGUCGGUCCCAUGGCUGGUGGGACCAUGUCACUACCCCGUUCAUGCAACAAACCAAUCCCUUCAAGCAGCAAACACAAGAAAACGGACACGGUCAGUCAUCACAGCAAUGGAACCCAUUUAACAAGCAGCAAGUACAGGCAGGACCUAGCGCGUCACCACCCACUCAAGAUUGGUGGGCUGGGGGUAAUGAAAAGGCCGGUUCCUCAGAAUCUCCUCUGUCCAAGCAACAGGGUAAAGAGGCCACUUCAAAUCCUUUGAAGGUAUCGGGCUUAACUAGUAACACUGUAGUCCCUGCCCCUGAACAGCAGGGCACAUCGCAGCCAGUGGGGACGUUGUCUCGUUCAGCUUCUCCAGGGAAUCGCGAGACACAAUCUGAGAAGGGUAGAGUUCUGCUCGAGGAGAACCGAAGACCGAGCGAAUCGCCACCUCCGUAUUCACCUCCCAAGAAGACUAAUCAAGUCAAGUUUGGUGUAAUAUUGCCGCCUCCAGACUUACAUAUAUACAACGCCCAACCAGUUCCAUCUCCCGGUCCAAUGAGUUCGGGACUACCGGGGACAAUGACUUCACAAGGGGCUAUCGACAUGGCGGAAAUCCCUCUUACACCAUCUAUGCAGCGCUCAGCAACAAAUGCGGUACUUCCAGAUCGUGCCCCCGGGUCAUAUGUGCCUGGUGACCAUUUCUUCGAAGUUCGAGGACAGGCCAACAGGACCGAAAAGCAAAGGCGCCGUCACGAAAAGGAAGAAAUAGCUGCAAGAAAAGCAGGUGGCUUGUGGAGAGGCCGCGGUUGUAUCUCUAACACGGGUUGUUUUGGACGUAGCGGCCGAGAAGGCAGGAAGAGGAGGCGUGUCUGCCUUGGGGUUAUAGCUGGUGUAAUCAUUGCUAUCAUUCUCGCAAUUGUAUUGGCUGUUGUCUUCACACGACAGCAUCCAGUGAACGACAGUCAGCCUUUUUCAAUUUGGCUCAACCUGACGGAUUUCCCUCCAAUGCCGACCGGAGUUGUGACAGUGGCUGGGCCGGACAAUAGCGAAGCUAGAUCUGGCUGUAUGACUUUGACAGCGGAAACAGCAUGGUCAUGUUCUCUGCCAAAGGAACAGCACGACUCAGUCGCACCUAACCCGCCCAACAAGCCCGAAUUCAUAUUCCAGAUUCAAUACGACAACAAUACCAAGGCACUUUGGCAGGUCGCAAACGAUGGAGAGGGGUCCGAUAAGUUCUUGACAGAUGCCGGGUUUACUCCCAACCCACAGCCACCUUCGAUCGCAGAGAUGCGUUUCUUAGGAAACACCACUGAUCAUAUUGAAGCUGAUGAGAAAGCCGGAGAAGCCACGCCUUUCUUCAUAAGCCUUCUGAAGUCGGUCAACGAGACCAUUGGCCCGAACAUGCUUACCCGCCGUCAAGGCGCUAAUAACGCUAUUGGUUCGGCAGACGGCGAUGGGUUUAACCUGACGAAUAUUCUUCCUCCCCCAACGUUGAAUGGUGAUGGCACCGGUGGCCCAGCCCGAUUAUUCCCGCUGCCCGUCCAGCAACCCGUCCGUUUAUUUGACCGCGGCUUGCCCACCGAGCACUAUGGUUUCUACAGCUAUUUCGACAAGACGAUCUACAUGGUCAACACCGUGAGCGUGGACGCAGCAGACGAUGACGGUGGUGCGAGAGAGAGCGAGGCCAAGUCGCUUGUUACGUUCGCGCAAACACGCUUCCUCGUGCAGAUCUGGACGCGCAAGGAAAACACGACACGACUCCUCGGCGGCUCUGCUGUCCCCUGGACCAACGGCUCCGACGCCUCCGCCUCCCCCGGUACCAUGCCUUAUCCUGUUACCAUUACCGAGGACAUGCACGGCGGCGACCAGAGUAAGAAGAUUGAUUUCACUUACGGCGUCACUCCUGCCCAGGAGAUCAACACCACCGAUGCCAAGCUCAUCAUCACAAACCGUGGUUUCGCGGGAACGCUGAUCAACGGCAUGAAUAAUAGCCCUGAUGAGUCCCUCGGCGGUAUCGAUGGCGGUACCGGUGGAUGUAGGUGUCAGUGGAUUAAUUUUCAGGGGCUGACAAAGACUGGGUCGUAA
This is a messenger RNA of Hypoxylon fragiforme, 3027 nucleotides long. RefSeq lists its product as uncharacterized. Lineage: Eukaryota; Fungi; Ascomycota; Sordariomycetes; Xylariales; Hypoxylaceae. The coding region runs from base 1 to 3027 and encodes 1008 amino acids. The transcript has a single exon. The record is from RefSeq and is a predicted model, not a curated record.